This is a messenger RNA of Acanthosepion pharaonis, 621 nucleotides long. NCBI's taxonomy places the organism in Eukaryota, Metazoa, Mollusca, Cephalopoda, Sepiida, Sepiidae. The record is from the annotation of a GenBank genome assembly.
AUGUCCCAGCUUUAUUCCUUCCAAGGCUGUAGAAGAUCCUUUCAGCAACUAAAUGGUAAUGCUCAGAGACGACUUCAUGUCCCAGCUUUAUUCCUUCAAGGUUGUAGAAGAUUCCUUUCAGCAAACCAAAUAAUAAUGUUGAGACGACUUAAUGUCCCAGCUUUUAUCCUUCAAGGCUGUAGAAGAUUCUUCAGCAACCAAAAUGUUAAUGCUUCAGAGACGACUUCAUGUCCCAGCUUUUAUUCCUUGGCUGUAGAAGAUUACUUUCAGCAACCAAAAGCUGGUAAUGCUUCAGAGACGACUUCAUGUCCCAGCUUUAUUCCUCUUCAAGGCUGUAGAAGAUUCCUUUCAGCAAAACUAAAUGGUAAUGCUUCAGAGACGACUUUAUGUCCCCAGCUUUUAUUCCUUCAAGGCUGUAGAAGAUUCCUUUUCAGCAACCAAAUAAUAAUGCUUUCAGAGACGACUUCAUGUCCAGCUUUUUCCUUCAAGGUUGUAGAAGAUUCCUUUCAGCAACCAAAUGGUAAUGCUUCAGAGACGACUUUCAUGUCCCAGCUUUUAUUCCUUCAUAUUGUAGAAGAUUCCUUCAGCAACCAAAUGGUAAGACGACUGUCCCAGCUGUAG